CGGCUGAUACUCACGCGCCGCUACUUUGCUUAAAGUCAGCCCGCGGUCAUCAUAUUAGUUUAAGGCUUCAGUCGAGUCAUUCUAACGUCUUUCUUCAACUUAAUUCCCGCCGCCCCCACGCAUAAAAUGCCUCCUAAAAAGAAUUUAACCGUUGUUGAUGCGAAAGCGUCUUCCAGCGACGCGCCGGUGCUUGGAAAAAAGGGUCCUGUAGCUUUACGCGUUAAGUCCGCACAUCCUGCAACCAACUUAAUGGUGAGAGAGGCGAUAAAAACACUGGACUCCAGAAAUGGGGUUUCGUUACAGGCCAUCCACAACUUCAUCAAGCUCAACUACCCGUCCACGGACAGCGUCCGGCGCAAUUACUUUGUCCGCAGAGCCAUCAAGAAAGGUCUGGAAACGGGUGAGUUGGUGAGGCCGGCCAACUCCGUCGUCACUGUAGGCGCAAAGGGCAGAUUUCGGCUCGCACCAAAGGCCAAAGAGGUCAAAGGUAAACAAGAAAAUGAGGAUCCAAAUGUGCAAGAAGCCCCAAAGGAGGAAAGCAAGAAGACAAAAACUGCUAAUGGCGCUGCAAAGAAAUCUGAUGCUGCAAAUGAACCAAAGAAAGAGGAGGUAAAGGUUCCCGAAAAGUCGAAAGAUGAGGUGCCUCUGUCCUCAAAAGUGGCGCCAGCCAAGAAGCCCAAAUCUAACAAAGCUGCAGAUGAAGAGGUUGUGUCUGGCAAGACCAAAGCUAAGCUCAAGGGGGCCAAGUUGAAGGAAGCCAAGGAGCCCAAGAAGACAAAGACCACCAAGACCACCAAGGAGCCCAAGACCACCAAGACCACCAAGGAGCCCAAGACCACCAAGGAGCCCAAGACCACCAAGGAGCCCAAGACCACCAAGGAGCCCAAGACCACCAAGGAGCCCAAGACCACCAAGGAGCCCAAGACCACUAAGGAGCAUAAGCUUAAGUAAAAGAGACCAAGGUGUUAAAGGGUAAAGCUGCUGAACAGUUCAAGGACCCUGCACUAGAAGCCCCUGCUAAACAAGUGAGAAACUUUUUGAAUGUUCUUCUAAAUUUGUAUUUAUUUUUUUCAAUAAAAUUGUUACUUUUAUAGCUCUUAUUGAUUUACACUUGCUGAACUUGGAUGCAAUCUUCUACACCUAUUUUUUCAACAUUAAGUGCUUAAAUAGUAUUAUUGUCAUAUUGUCUUUAUGCUGAAAUUUUGACAGAUUUUAAGAGCUAUACACUCCACUUGUUCGAUGUAGUCAAACUUGUGCACAGACAGGAAAUGUCUUAAGCACUAAAUUCUAAAACUAAUACCAGGCAGUGCAAAAAUUGACAAGUUUGCCUAUGCACUAAGCAGAAAAAUGUUAUCUGCUUUCUGCAUUGUGUAUGAUCAAGAAAUCUGCAAAAUUUGAGAUUUUUAUUCAAGAAAAUUGUAAUUUUCAAUUAAAAUUGUAAUAAAGAAAAGUUUUUUUCAUCAUAA
Nerophis lumbriciformis (worm pipefish) is the source of this 1466-nucleotide messenger RNA. RefSeq lists its product as uncharacterized. Lineage: Eukaryota; Metazoa; Chordata; Actinopteri; Syngnathiformes; Syngnathidae. Gene Ontology annotation, molecular function: DNA binding. The record is from RefSeq and is a predicted model, not a curated record. Gene Ontology annotation, biological process: nucleosome assembly. Gene Ontology annotation, cellular component: nucleosome.